AUGACGACGCGAAGGGAGCCCGCGGGGCUGUCCAAGCGGCUCAAGGACGAGGCACUGACCAUGGAGGCCACGCUGAGCGAGUUGCGCACGCAGAUGGCCGCGGAGCGCGCAAAGCGGGAGCAGGCCCGGAUGAAGGCUAAGCAGCAGGGCAGCAUCUGGCGCACCGGACAGACCGGCGCACUGCGCGGGUCGUCCGUGAAAAACAUCGUUCGGGACGGCUCCGGCCGCUCGCGCCCGACCAAGUCCAACUCGAUGGCCUCGCACGCGAAGAACCGCGCGCCCUCCGCGACCGCGCCCUCCCCGCCGCCGGGCGUCGUCUCCGGCCGCACCGUCACGCCUCCAGUCGGGCUCAACCAAGACGCCUCCGCCACCACCCGAGCGCCCCCCGCGGACGAGUCCGCGUGGGAAAUGCCGUCCUUCAUGCAGGGCCCGCCCGUGGCCACCGGGAUCGGCGUCGCGGGCGCGCAGACGGGCCUCAGCGACGCGUCCCCGCCGCGCGCGGCCCACGCCGGCGGUGCGCAGGCGCAACAGCGGCGGUUCGCGGUUCCCUGCGGCGCGGCAGCGCGGCGGCGGACGCGGCGCGCGGCCCAGCGGUCGCGGAGCUCGUGCUCGACCCUCCGCGGCCCGCGGAUCGCGCCUGCGCCGGGCGGAGCGAUGGGCGCGAGCCGCCGGCGCCGGCGGUGGGGAUGUUUCAACCGUCGGCGAAGGGGCCCGGGGCGGGGCAAGGCGGGCGGCGCGGCGGCGGGCGAGGCCGCGGAGGUGCCGCUGACGCACGCGCGCUCGCGGCGAAGCGCGAGCAGGAGGGUCCGGAAAGACCCCAUGCUCAUGGCGACUUCUACCGGGAGGUGUUGGAGGUCGUACGACGGGGGCGCGGCCGGGCCCGGGGGGGCGCUGCUGGACGGGGAGUUCGACGAGGAGGCGAACGCGCGGGAGUUUCAGGCCGCGCUGGCGGCGUGGAGGGACGGCGGGGACGGCGGCGGCAGCCGGGCGUCCGCGAGGGCGCGCACGCCGCCGCGGACGCCGCCGAAGCUGCGCGGGCCGUCGCUGCUGGACGGGGAGUUCGACGAGGAGGCGAACGCGCGGGAGUUCCGCGCUGCGCUGGCGGCGUGGCGCGGCGAGGGCGACGCGGUGCCGGGGGGGGCGGCGGCCGACAUCCAGACGGAGGGCUCGCAGCCGCUGCGGCCGCUCGCGAAGCCGGCGGCGGCGGAGGCGCCGAGCAGCUACUUCGAGCGCAUUCAGUCGAACAUGAUGGCGCGCACGGCGGGGCGGGCCGCGGCGCGGAUGACGACGUGCGCGGCGCCGGUGGUGGCGGCGGUGAUGGCGAGCGCGCGGGCGUCGGAGGCGGGCGAGGGCGAGCGCGGCGAGGCGGCGGAGGAGGCGCAGGAUCGCGCCGCGGAGGCGGUGCGCGAGUGGGACGGCGCUGAGAGUGAGGCGGGGGUGCAGGAUGGGUCGGCGCGGGCGGCGGCGGGGCCGCGAGCGGUCCCGGACGACGACAGCGACGACGACGCGCCGCCGCCGAUGCCGCGGGAGCUGCCGCCGGCCCCGGACGGCAACGUCGCGGAGGGGGUGUCUGCGCCUGACGCUACACACCCCCCCGAGGCCCCGCCUGAGGCCGGGCCGCCCCCCGAGGCCGCCACGCCAGCACCGCGCAGCGAUCCCGAGGGCCACGGCGGGUACGACCUCCUCGCGAUGCUCCGGGAGGGAGCGGCGGGCGACGACGCGCAACCCAUCUCAGCAUCGCUGCCGCCGCCGCCGGCGCCGCGCGCUGGAGCCAGCGCGGAGCCCGCGCCUCGCGCCCGCGCGCCGACGCCCCGCCGCCCCGCGACCGCGCCGCCGGCACUCCCAGCGGCGGCUCCGGCGCGCGCCCCGCCGUUGGAGAGGCCCCCCGGAGCACCACGGGGGCGUCUCCGCGGACGUCGCGGCCGCGGCCAGAGUCCCCGCCCGCGGUGUCCCUCCCCGCGUGGCCCGCGAAGCCCGGCCCGGCGCCCAGCAGGGGCACCAUGGCGUCGUCGCUCCUGA
This is a messenger RNA of Pedinophyceae sp. YPF-701, 2019 nucleotides long. Lineage: Eukaryota; Viridiplantae; Chlorophyta; Pedinophyceae. The record is from the annotation of a GenBank genome assembly.